CAUUCUUCACAAAUUACCAUGGACACAAAAAACGUCUAGCUCUCGGCUGAAAUGAUUGUUGUGUGUUGUGGAAGUCUAGGCGUAAGGUAGGCUAGUGAUAGGAUAUUGCAAAGGAAAUAAGAUGUCAAAAGGAACAACUAUCAAAGAUGCACUUGCCAAAUGGGCUGAGAAAAAUAAGGAAUGUCCACCAUCAGAAGCAAAAGUAGUUAAAUUAUACAUGCAGAUACCACCAAUUGAGAAAAUGGAUGCGUCGUUAUCAACUCUUGCUGCAUGCGAACAGCUGUCUCUCUCAACAAAUUGUAUAGAAAAAAUUGCCAACCUGAAUGGACUUAAAAACUUGAAGAUUUUGUCCUUAGGGAGAAACAACAUCAAGAAUUUAAAUGGUGUGGAAGCUGUGGCAGAUACACUGGAAGAAUUGUGGAUAUCCUACAAUGCCAUAGAAAAACUGAAAGGCAUACAAAUACUCAAGAAACUAAAGGUACUGUAUAUGUCAAAUAACUACGUUAAAGAUUUCGGAGAAUUUGAGAAAUUAUUUGGUCUGCCUUGCCUGGAAGAUCUCGUAUUUGUAGGGAAUCCACUUGAGGAGAAACAUUCAGCAGAAGGUGACUGGCGAGACCAAGCUACCAAGCGUUUACCAAAACUUAAGAAAUUAGAUGGUGUUCCUGUAAUCAAGCAGGAAGACGAAGAUGCAGAGGGUGAUGAUUAGAAUGACUUCAAACCUGACUAAGACCUUCAUUCAUUUCUUACUGUCUACUAUUUAUUUGUAUACCAUUUAUACUUUCUCUUGUUUCAUUCUGUCUACCAUUUAUAUCAAUGGUAUGCUGUAUGAUUUUUUUAAUCACAUGGAGGUAGGCCUAUAUGCAUUUUAAAACAGUAUUCCUUUUUGAAAUAGACUACUAAAUAUCACAUCACUCUACACUUUCCUACUAAAAAUGCAGUAACAACUUUUUGACUACUAAUAGCAGAAUAGACUUUUGUAUGCAUUUACUGUAUAUAUAGGAUAAAGAGGUUAAGAAUGGAAAGAUGGUGAAACCUAAUGUAUUACAUUACUUGAGGUUUUCUAAUAGAUAUCUAAAAUGUAUAUAGUGUAAAAAAUUGCAGUUGAUAAAUAUUUAAUUUUUUUAGAAUUAGAAAUUUACGGCACUCUGAAAUUCUCCAUUUUAGAUUUGAUGACAUCAUCAGUGAUAACACCCCUCUGAAAUUUCAAAUUAAACAAUUCCUUGUUAUAACCCAAAUACAAUACUUUGUGAAUAAAGUUCUUUUGAAAUAUUUUA
This is a messenger RNA of Anneissia japonica, 1274 nucleotides long. RefSeq names its product dynein light chain 1, axonemal-like. Gene Ontology annotation, cellular component: cytoplasm. The coding region runs from base 122 to 706 and encodes 194 amino acids. Lineage: Eukaryota; Metazoa; Echinodermata; Crinoidea; Comatulida; Comatulidae. The transcript has 9 exons. Gene Ontology annotation, molecular function: protein kinase binding. The record is from RefSeq and is a predicted model, not a curated record.